Messenger RNA from Aspergillus heteromorphus CBS 117.55, 1242 nucleotides. RefSeq names its product OSBP family protein. Gene Ontology annotation, cellular component: cytosol; intracellular membrane-bounded organelle; membrane. The record is from RefSeq and is a predicted model, not a curated record. The transcript is spliced from 4 exons. Gene Ontology annotation, molecular function: oxysterol binding. Lineage: Eukaryota; Fungi; Ascomycota; Eurotiomycetes; Eurotiales; Aspergillaceae. Gene Ontology annotation, biological process: exocytosis; piecemeal microautophagy of the nucleus; maintenance of cell polarity. Bases 1 to 1242 code for a protein of 413 amino acids.
AUGAGUUCCAGCAAGGAUCCACAGUCUGGCGUUCCCGCCAACAGCAAAGGUUCCUGGACAAGUUUCCUCAAGUCCAUUGCUUCCUUCAACGGAGACCUUUCCUCCCUGACCGCUCCGCCCUUUAUCCUUUCCUCCACCUCCUUGACAGAAUAUUCUGCCUACUGGGCUGAACACCCCGCUCUUUUCGUCGCGCCCGCCAAAGAAUCCGAUCCGGAGAAGAGAGCCCUGGCCGUCCUGAAGUGGUUCCUGAGCACCCUCCACCAGCAGUACUGCAGUCGCAGCGAGAAGCUGGGCAGUGAGAAGAAGCCCUUGAACCCCUUCCUGGGAGAGCUGUUCCUCGGCAAGUGGGACUCCGAUGCCGACGUGGGUGAAACCACCUUGAUCAGCGAACAGGUUAGCCACCACCCUCCGGCCACGGCCUACGCCAUCCAGAAUGCGAAGCACGGUGUCGAGCUACAAGGAUACAACGCCCAGAAGGCCUCCUUUUCGAGUACCAUCCAGAUCAAGCAGAUCGGACAUGCCCUGUUGACCCUGACCCCGCCCGGAGCGGACAGGAACGAUCCGGCUCAGCAGGAGAAGUAUCUCAUCACCCUGCCUCACCUGCACAUCGAGUCGUUGAUCUACGGAACGCCGUUCGUCGAGCUGGAGAAGUCCACCCGCAUCGCCAGCAGCACCGGCUACGUGGCCAAGAUCGACUACUCCGGCAAGGGAUGGCUUAGCGGCAAGAAGAACACGUUCACCGCCCUCCUCUACAAGGAGAGCGAGGGCGAGAAGAAGCCCCUCUACACCGUCGAUGGACAGUGGUCGGAUUCCUUCGUCAUCAAGGACUCCCGCAAGCAUGAAGUGGAUCGGUUCUCGGUCAAGGAUACGCAGACCACCCCGCUGACCUUGGCUCCGGUCGAGGAGCAGGAUCUGUACGAGAGCCGACGGGCAUGGGGCGACGUGGCGGCCGGCAUUGAGCGCGGCGACAUGGAUGCUGUGUCUGUGGCCAAGUCCAAGAUCGAAAACGCCCAGCGCGAACUCCGCAAGAUCGAGAAGUCGGAGGGCCGGGAGUGGGAUAGGCGCUUCUUCAAGCGCGUCAACGACAGUGAUGACGCCAGCUUCUGGCAACUCGCGAGAAUGCUGGGCAUCACGUCCCUGGACAGCGAGAAGACCGGCGGUGUCUGGCGGUUCGACCAGGCGAGCGCCGUGGACGCCAAGCCCCCUUACCACAAGAUCGGGGGCGAGGGUCUCGGCAUCUAA